Molecule: messenger RNA, 4470 nt
Organism: Trichoderma breve
Lineage: Eukaryota; Fungi; Ascomycota; Sordariomycetes; Hypocreales; Hypocreaceae
Product: ankyrin repeats (3 copies) domain-containing protein
Exons: 7
Coding region: 1-4470 (1489 amino acids)
Biological process (GO): nucleoside metabolic process
Molecular function (GO): protein binding; catalytic activity
Source: RefSeq, a predicted model, not a curated record
AUGGCACCAGAGAAGAGGUCUCAUGACGACUAUAGUGUCGGAUGGAUAUGCGCUUUACCAAAGGAACAGACGGCUGCGACGGCCAUGCUAGACGAGAGACAUCCAGAUCUAUCAAAGCCUAUGAAUGACACAAACACCUACACGCUCGGCUCAAUCGGGUCGCACAAUGUUGUUAUAGCUUGCUUGCCUAAAGGGCAAUAUGGUAACAAUUCUGCGGCGAAUGUCGCGACACUCAUGAUUAGAGCAUUUCCUUCUAUUAAGGUCGGUCUUUUGGUUGGCAUUGGUGGAGGUGUACCGAUGAAAGUGAGGCUUGGCGAUGUUGUCGUCAGUACUCCAAGCGGCCAAUAUCCCGGAGUCGUCCAGUGGGAUCUUGGUAAAGCGACAGAGGGUGAGACGGAACAUGAGCUGGAGGGCUCGAAGAUCCCCAGCUUCUUGGAAGAGCUCAAGGAGAAGUAUCCAAGAUUGGCGAAGAAGUACUUGAAAUCCAAUUCACUUCAAGAUCUGCUUUUUAGAGCAGAUUAUGCCCAUGUCCACGGGCCGUUAAUGAACACGCUGGGUGCCACUGGUGGAAAUGUCGAACCGUCACCGGAUGAAGACGAUGGAGUUCAUCAUGGACUCAUCGCGUCUGGAAAUAAAGUAAUCAAGGAUGGCUUACUUCGAGACCAAGUGAAUAAAUCGCUUGGGGGAGACGUGCUCUGUUUUGAGAUGGAAGCAGCUGGGUUGAUGAACAAUUUCCCUUGCUUAGUGAUUCGGGGCAUCUGUGACUACUGCGAUUCGCAUAAGAACAAAGCCUGGCAAGAACAUGCUGCGGCGGUGGCAGCGGCAUUUGCUAAAGAGGUGCUCGGUUGUAUUCAACAUACCGAUGUCAAGAAUGAACAACUCAUCAGCGACGCGAUGAACGAGGUGAAGCAAGACAUUCGGCUUGUACAUGAGGUAGCCAUAAAAACGAAAAAUCAUUUGGAUACUCUUCUUGAUGGUAUGGUUGAACUACUCCCCCAUACCUUUCAGAUGAAUGCUUAUGCUAAGAGGUGCGAAGAUAAUGCACUCAAGAAGCAAACAGAAACUCUCGCUUGGCUAAGCCCUCUGGAAUUUCCUCCACUGCAGCAUGAAUAUCUUAGAAAAUGCGCACCUGAUACUGGCCAUGAGUUUGUAAAGUCAGACGAGGUUCAAAGUUGGAUGUCAACAAGCAAUCAAACCUUGUUUUGUCAAGGCGUUCCGGGAGCGGGAAAAACCUUCCAAAUGGCAAUCCUAGUCAACAACCUGAUGGAAAAAUUUCGAAGUGAUGACACAGUUGGUGUCGCCUACUUAUACUACAACUUCAAGAAGCAGCAAACCCAGAAAGCAGAGCAUAUGCUCGCAAAUAUUAUUAAACAACUCGCCCAGAUUUCAAGACCUUUUCCCGAAUCAGUGCACCAACUGCGCGAACGACAUAGCCCCACGAGAACUCGCCCAUUCCUCGGAGAACUUUCCGACACCCUCACAGUGGUUAUCCAAUCUUUUUCACGGGUAUUUAUUCUCAUUGAUGCUCUCGAUGAAGGGGAUGAUUGUGAACGUACGAACUUUUUGGGCCAGAUGUUUGCCGUGCAAGAAAAGUCUGGGUUCAACAUAUUCGCAACAUCUCGAACUAUCAACACUAUUACGGCUAAGUUUGAAGGAUCUCUGUCUAGGAAUAUUUCACCAUCUCGUCAUGAUAUUUUCCAAUUCCUCGAGACACGCAUGUCGGAGCUACCAUUAUUCGUAGCAGGCGAUAUAAUUCUUCAAGAUGAGAUCAAGGCGUCUGUUGAAUCAGCUAUCGGAGGAAUGUUCCUUCUUGCCCAACUGUACAUCAAUUCUCUGAUGGGCAAAAGAUCCCCGGCAGCACUCCAAGUAGCGCUCAAAGACAUACGCCGGGCUUCAUCAUCAUCGGAUAAAUCAAGAGUAUUAGAAGAGGCGUAUGAUAAGUCCAUGGAGCGAAUACAGCAGCUGAAAGGAGAUUUGCCCUGUGACGGAUUACUGAUACUUUCUUGGAUUGUCAAAGCGAAAAGACAGAUGAAAUUAGCAGAGUUACAAGAGGCUCUUGCUGUUGAAUUGGGUUCAUCUGAACUGAAUAGCGACAACAUCCCAACUGUUGAGCAUAUAACAGAGGCUUGCGCUUCCUUGGUAGUAAUCGAGGGAGAUACCCUUGAGCUCGUACACUACACAGCUCAGGAAUACUUCGAGCACCCAAACAACAAGUGGAUGCAAAAAGCCCAUGAAAACAUAAUGCAAAUAUGCAUGGCGUAUCUCUCUUUGUCAAUUUUCGGAGAUAAACCAUGUCUAUCACAGAAGAGCCUGAAUAAGCGAAUCGAAAACAAUCCUAUGUACAACUACACAGCUACGUACUGGGCGUAUCAUACAAACGAAGCUUUAAACCAAGAUUUGGAAGUUUCAAGGGCAAUUGAAUUUCUUGAAAAUGGCCAGAUUCGAGGAUCAUGGUAUCAAGACCUACUAUAUAGCCACUUUCGUUUCGAGCCUGAUUUUAUUCCGGCUCAGUUAACUGCGCUACACGUCGCAGCUUUCUUCGGCCUACAUGACGAUGUCGUCUCAAGGCUAAUCGAGGAAGGGCACAGUCCGAACGCUAAAGAUUCGCUAUCACGAAUGCCGAUAUGGUGGGCUGCAUGGAAUGGACAUGAUAGAGUCAUACAGCUUUUAAUUGAAGUAACUACAGACCUGGAAACGAAAGAUGUGGAGUAUGGCUCGACGCCGCUACACAUAGCUGCUCUGCUAGGUUAUGAGAGGAUCGCUGAAUUACUCCUUCAAAAAUAUUCGAUAAAUUCUACAUCUCUGAAAGGCUGGACGCCAUUGAGCCUGGCCCUCCACCACGGACAUAAAAUCCUUGCUGAGUUGUUCGUUGAAAAGGGAGCAAAUAUCGAAGCUACAGGCAGCUCUUGGCAAACACCACUGGCUAUAGCCGCAAUUGAGGGGCACUUAGACGCUGUUAAAUGGCUGGUUGAGAAAGGGGCUAAUAUUGAAGCACGGGACGAUAAUCAGCAGACGCCGUUAAUGUUAGCUACCAUAGGAAAGCAUGACAAUGUUGUCAAAUAUUUUGUUGAGAAAGGAGCCAACAUGGAAGCUAUGGAUAACAAGAACGAGACGCCAUUUACCAUAUCUCUUCAAGGAAGCCUCAAGAGCGCUACGAAACUCUUCAUCCGGAAAGGAGUGGAUAUAAAUACGACCAUGUCAAAUAAGCAUACGCCAUUAACUUUGGCCAUCAACAACACAGAUGAUGAUAUCGUUAAAUUAUUGAUUGAGAGAGGGGCCAACUUGGACGGUCUGGAUGAACAUGGCAAAACUCCAUUGAUCACAGCUAUCGACAAAGGAAAUGAGGAUAUGAUUGAACUACUGAUUGAGAAAGGGGCUGACUUGGAGGUUAAAGGAUGCUCAACUGGUGAUACGCCGCUGAUAUUUGCCACGAAGCAAAACUGCUUGAAUUUCGCCAAACUGCUUAUUGAGAAAGGGGCCAAUUUGGAGGCGCAAGAUGAUGAACUUGCGGCGACUGCAGUGAGCCAUGCCUCUGGACACGGGUUUACAGAAAUUAUCCAACUGCUUCUCGAUAAUAAUACCAAUAUCGAGACAAAAGAUAAUGACGGUGAUACGCCAUUAUGUGUUGCUGCUUGUUAUGGGCAAACUGCAGCAAUCCAACUACUUCUCGAAAAUAAUGCCAACAUCGAGACAAAAAACAUUACCGGUGAUACGCCAUUAAGUCUUGCUGCUUACAGGGGGCACACUGCAGCAAUCCAAUUGUUUCUCGAAAAUAAUGCCAACAUCGAGACAAAAGACAUUACCGGUGAAACGCCAUUAAGUCUUGCUGCUCACUGGGGGCACACUGCAGUAAUCCAACUGCUUCUCGAUAAUAAUGCCAACAUCGAGACAAAAGACAAGGACGGUUAUACACCAUUAGGUAUUGCUGCUUAUUAUGGGCAAACUGCAGCAAUCCAACUGCUUCUCGAUUAUAAUGCUGAUAUUAAUGCUAAGAACAACGACAAGUUCACUCCAUUGUGGAUAGCCGUUGGUUUCGGCAAUAGUUCGGGAACCAGAGUACUUCUCGAGCAUGGAGCCGAUACAGAUCUUCCAUAUAAAGAUACAUUGAUGCAUUCAGCAGUCCAAAAGAAGAAAUUUGAGACAGUUCUCGUUUUACUUGACUUCGAAGAUGUUCAAGUUGACAAAAAAGAUAGUGUCGGUCGCACGCCAUUGUCAUACGCGGUGGAAAAGGGGGGGAAAUCCAUAGUGAAAGCACUACUAGACUCUGGGAAGGUUGAUAUCAAUUCGAAAGAUCAUCAGGGCAGAAAACCGGUUUGGUAUGCUACUAAAACUAAGAAUCAGAAGCUGAUUGAGCUGCUACGACAACACGGCGCCAAGGAGAAUUUGAAGGGAAAAGAAAGCUUGAAAGCAAGGGAUAGCCCGAAGGCAGAGGAUAGUUCAAAAGCAAAGAGCAAACGCCGAAAGGCCUAA